Molecule: messenger RNA, 1605 nt
Organism: Medicago truncatula (barrel medic)
Lineage: Eukaryota; Viridiplantae; Streptophyta; Magnoliopsida; Fabales; Fabaceae
Product: serine carboxypeptidase 1-like
Exons: 8
Coding region: 3-1508 (501 amino acids)
Biological process (GO): proteolysis
Cellular component (GO): vacuole
Molecular function (GO): serine-type carboxypeptidase activity
Source: RefSeq, a predicted model, not a curated record
ACAUGAGAGGUUUUAAUAUAGAAAAGACACUCACUCACUACAACAUAAAGAUGAGUUCAAUGUUGUCACAAAAAGUACUUUUGUGGUCAUUGAUUUUUUUAGUUUGCAAAGCCAACCAACAAAGUGAAUACCUCUACAAGUUUAUUCAAUCAAAGAGGUCUCAACAAAAGCCUUCACAUGUAGAAUCUUAUUCAAGUACUAUUGUUGAUGAACAUGUUUCAAAGGUACAUGUUGUUGAACAACAAUUAAGGUUGAUGGAAGAUGAUAAGGUGAAGGCUUUGCCUGGACAACCAAAAGGGGUGGAUUUUGAUCAAUAUGCUGGCUAUGUAACUGUUGAUUCAAAAGGAGGGAGAGAACUUUUCUACUACUUUGUAGAAUCAUCUCUAAAUUCUUCCACAAAGCCUCUUAUUCUAUGGUUAAAUGGAGGACCUGGAUGCUCUUCAUUUGGGUAUGGAGCCAUGCAAGAAUUAGGACCUUUUAGAGUCAAUAGUGAUGGAACCACACUUUCCCUUAAUAAAGACGCAUGGAACAAAGUGGCAAAUAUUAUCUUCCUAGAGUCUCCAGCAGGAGUUGGAUUUUCUUAUUCAAAAAAUUCUUUAGAUUACUCUAACAUUGGUGACAAUAGCACAGCCAAAGAUUCUUACAUUUUUCUUCUAAAUUGGCUUGAGAGAUUUCCACAGUAUAAGACUCGAGAUUUCUUUAUAGCUGGUGAAAGUUAUGGUGGACAUUAUGUUCCUCAGCUAGCUCACCUUAUUCUAUCAAAUAAUAAGAAAUUGAAAAAUCACACAAGGAUCAAUUUGAGAGGGAUCGCGGUAGGGAAUGGUUGGAUAGAUGACAAUUUGUGUACAAAGGGAAUGUAUGAUUAUUUCUGGAUGGCUGGUCUAAACUCUGAUGAAACACAUGAAGGAAUUGAUAAACUUUGUGAUUUUGGGAACUUCAACUAUACAAAUGAAUGCAACUUAUAUCAAAGUAGAGCAAAUGAUGAGUUAGGAAAUAUUGACAUUUACAACAUAUAUGCCCCAUUUUGUAAUUCAUCUGCAACAAAAACUAGUUAUUCUGGUAGUGAUUUUGACCCUUGUUCUGAAGAUUAUACUAAUGCUUAUUUAAACCUACCUAAAGUUCAAGAGGCUCUUCAUGUUAAACCCACAAAAUGGUCUUCUUGCAGUGAUCUGAGUUGGACAGAUAGUCCAGCAAGUAUUCUACCAACUAUAAAUGGAUUAAUAUCAAGUGGUAUAAGCAUAUGGAUAUACAGUGGAGAUAUAGAUGGACGUGUUCCUAUAACCUCAACAAAGUAUUCAAUAAAUUCCUUAAAACUGCCUGUGCAUACAGCAUGGCGUCCAUGGUACACUGGAAAAGAGGUUGGAGGAUAUGUGAUUGGUUACAAAGGGCUCGCACUUGUUACUGUUAGAGGAGCUGGACACAUGGUUCCAAGUGACCAACCAUACCGAGCACUAACCAUGAUCUCAUCUUUCCUUCUUGGACAACUUCCUCCUCAAUUAAACUCCUAAGUCUAUUCUUUGUAUAUGUAAAAUCUAUGUAAAAAUUUGAUGAGUUUCAUACAAUAAUUCAUUCAUGAAAAAACGGGUGCUCAAUUUCUACCUUUCA